This is a messenger RNA of Zonotrichia albicollis (white-throated sparrow), 3620 nucleotides long. RefSeq names its product epoxide hydrolase 1-like. Lineage: Eukaryota; Metazoa; Chordata; Aves; Passeriformes; Passerellidae. Gene Ontology annotation, molecular function: epoxide hydrolase activity. The record is from RefSeq and is a predicted model, not a curated record. Gene Ontology annotation, biological process: arachidonate metabolic process; epoxide metabolic process.
UGGCACUGAGGGACGAUGUGGUUUGCGUUGUCCCCGAGAAAACGUCACUGCGGAAGAGAAAGCCGGAGAGGAGAAGCUGGGAGUGUGUCGGAGCAGCGGCCAGGCAGGGAGCCAGACAUGUGGCGGGAGAGCCUUUCAAACGCAUGGGAGAGCAUCGUGUCCCGGAUCAGGCCUUUUGACUAUUCUCAGAAGAAUGCAGUCCUGGUCCCUGUGGCUGCCCUGGGGGUUGGAGGGAUGCUGCUCUGCUGGCUCAGAUCUGGGCGCAAGAUGAAGACCAUUGACAUGGGCGAUGGGUGGUGGGGCGCAGGAGAAAGGCCCCCCAAAGGGAAAGAAGACACAAGCAUCCGUCCCUUCAAGAUUGAAACAUCUGACCAAGAAAUCGAGGACCUGCACCAGCGCCUGGAUCGGUUCCGCUUCACACCGCACGUGGAAGGAGCCGCCUUCCACUACGGCUUCAACUCCAGCUACCUGCGGAAGGUGGUGGACUACUGGAGGAAUCAGUUUGACUGGCGCAAGCAAGUGGAAGUGCUGAACAAAUACCCCCACUUCCACACCACCAUUGAAGGGAUUGAUAUCCAUUUUAUCCAUGUGAAGCCAUCCUAUGUUCCUCAUGGUCAAGCUGUUCGACCUCUGCUGAUGGUCCAUGGCUGGCCUGGCUCCUUCUAUGAGUUCUACAAGAUCAUCCCUCUGCUCACGGAGCCAGCCAAGCACGGCCUGAAUGAGGGUGAUGUGGUGUUUGAGGUCAUCUGCCCCUCCAUCCCAGGAUAUGCUUUCUCAGAGGCCUCUCACCAGAAAGGGUUUGACUCCAUAGCAACUGCCCGGAUAUUCCAUAAGCUGAUGAACAGAUUGGGCUUCAAGGAAUACUACCUACAGGGAGGGGACUGGGGAUCUCGCAUUACCACUAACAUGGCCCAGAUGCUGCCACAAUCUGUGAAAGGGCUUCAUCUGAAUCUUGUUUUCAUCAUGGCACAAGGCUUGGGAAAGAUGAUUAGUACAAUGCUUGGGGCUUAUGUACCAUGGCUUGUAGGCUUCAGCAGGGAAGAUGUUCGACGUUUCUAUCCUUUCAUGGAGAAAAACAUUUAUGAAGUCCUACGAGAGUCUGGAUACUUACACAUCCAAGCCACCAAACCAGACACUGCAGGUUGUGGACUGAAUGACUCCCCAGUGGGGCUCGCUGCAUAUAUUAUGGAGAAAUUCUCAACCUGGACAGACAAAUCUUUUCGGACUAAAGAUGAUGGAGGCUUGGAAAGCAAAUACUCUCUUGAUGAGCUUUUGACCAAUGUGAUGAUUUAUUGGGUGACAUCCUCCAUUGUGUCCUCAAUGCGAUACUACAAGGAAAACUUUUCCAAGGACCCAAGAAUUCAUGACAGGGUUAGCGUACAUGUUCCCACAGGGAUUGCAGCCUUUCCUCAGGAGAUUGUACACGUACCACGUGUCUGGACAAAGAAGGUCUACAAGAACAUAGUCACUUACACUUACAUGCCACGUGGAGGGCAUUUUGCUGCCUUUGAGGAACCAAAGCUCCUGGCACAAGACAUCAUGCAGUUUGUCCGAAAAGUGGAACAGCUGUGAGCCUGCAGUUGAAAUAUGUGCACAGAAUGGAAACAAGGGGCUCUACCAGUGACAGAACAGGGUUUGUUUAAUCCCUCAAAAUAAUCUCAUAUAGAAGCCAGCAUUUUAUUUUGAUAAUAAUUACAGUCUUGAUUUUUAAAAUUCAAUUAGUAAUGUUUUCAUAAGGAAAAAAAAACAAACAAAACAUCCAAAACGCAUUUUGUGUUCCUUAGUUCCCAGCACCUUAUCAUUGCUGCAUUCAUAGUUCAAGUAUAACAGAAUAUGUAAACAGUUUAUUGCAGUAACAUUGCACUCAACUGAGGAAGAGAGGUGAAAGGAACUGGCCAAGGCUUCUGUUUAAAAGCUUCUUUAAACACUUGGGCACCUGCAUUCUUAAACAUGUGUUACAAGCAGCUUUGGUGGAAGCAUAAAAGGUUUUGAUCUCCUGAGCACAACCACUCCUACAUUCAAGUUAUAUUUUUCCUUCAAGAGGCCUGAGAUUCCAUAUUCAAGUGGGCAGCUGCACAUAAGGCAGCUUUCAUCACUCAAAGUUCUUCCCCUAGAACAAGCUUAAGAAGCAGCUACUGCACAUUGUAAACAGAUAUUAAUGGAUACUACAGCAGAGAGGGCACUCUACUGUUCUCCAAGCUCAGAAAUUCCAAAUUAAGUUCCUACUUCUUCUAUCAUCUCAUUCCAUCAAAAAAGGUCAAAGUUAAAAUAUGCACCAAGUGUAGAGGGUUACUUCAACCUUCACCCUCACAAAGGACUUUGACCAUCCCAUUGUGCAUUUUUGACUAGUAACAGCAAACACCCUCACUACCAGUAGGUUCACCUUUCUCUUCAAGUGGGAUGGAGUUAUUUCAAGCUACUGAAAGCUCAUUACAGCACAGAUAAUUGCCCAGCGGACUGAAGACAAUUUCAGCAGAUAUCUAGCUCUAACACACUGCUCCCAGGGCUUCUCUCCCUGUCCUGUUCUGCAGUAGACACCAGCCCAGAAGAACAGGCUCAAGUUCUGAUUCUAGGUAAUACAGUCUGACUAAGAACACAAAUUUGGCAGGUAAAGAUAGUGCUAAACUUGAUCACAUUCCCCUGAUUUCUAUGCAUUUCAGAAACUCAAGUUUCUUCCUUGAGUGAGAGUAACCUUCCAUUAUUGCAGCAGCACUCCUAACUUUCUCUGAAGAGGGUUAGCAAAGAAACUGCUUACUUUUAAUCUUAUAUCUAACCAAUUGUCAGGGCUGUUAGGCAAAGAUUAGUAAAAAAUAUAAAAUUGCUUAUUGCUACCCUGCCUCCAGAGCACCGGUCUCUUUCCAUCUCCAAGACAGCACUAGCUACAAGAUUUUUUAGUUGCUGGAAAGUCUUACUUUGGAGUGUUAAGGAACAGAAAGUGAGUUAUGGGAAAGUGUAAUUUUACCAAAUAGACGGACAAGCACUUGAAUACUCAAUAGGGGACACACCACGGCAGCUGAGGCAGCGUCGGGAGCUGCGGCUGCUGCUUGCAGGGUUGCCAGGAGCCCCUGGAAGCGGCUCCGCCCAUCUCCACGGCAGCCCUGGCCCUUGGCAGGAACUGCCUUCAUCCAUUCUUUACUAGAUGGGAAUAAAUCCCUCUGCUGCAACAAUGUUACCUCUGGGUGCCGGUCCGGUUUCGCCCGCGGGUUUUCCUGCUGUGGGGAGCCUUUUAAGGACUGCAGGAUUUCCUCCCAGAGUUAUUUUGCAGGAAGUAACUUCACCUAAGACAGCCUAUGGGUAACAUGGCAAAGGCAGGGUCAGAAAACGGCCAUAUUAAAACGCAGGAGGAGAUUGUACGUAUCCAGUUCAGCAAGCAUUCAGCAGGGAAGUUUUACUCCCAACACAUUAAUCACUGGACUUGUGUGCAACUGUGCCUUAAAGUGGAUUUGCCUUCAAGAACAACUCGGGAAAUAAGGACAACAGAGGAGUGCAGCAAGAUACAGGAAGGCAGAGUAGACAUCAUGAAAAAAAAAAAUUCAGGCACACAUGGUUCAAAAAUACAUGGUUACAUUUGCUAAAAUUAACACCUAAAGAAUAAAAAAGUAAUCAAUAUUCCAGUUAAA